Messenger RNA from Fusarium oxysporum Fo47, 1261 nucleotides. RefSeq names its product aromatic alcohol reductase. Lineage: Eukaryota; Fungi; Ascomycota; Sordariomycetes; Hypocreales; Nectriaceae. Gene Ontology annotation, molecular function: oxidoreductase activity. The transcript has a single exon. The coding region runs from base 56 to 1057 and encodes 333 amino acids. The record is from RefSeq and is a predicted model, not a curated record.
CGUAAUACAGCACAAAAUUAAGCUACAGCCUAAAAUACUACUAUUUCUUAUAAAUAUGACGCCCGAAACGCCUCUUAAACUCUCCAUCGAGAACUUGCAAGCCCUCAAUCGUCUCAACGACCCAUCCAUACCAGUGCCCAUGACGCCCCAAAACAUCCUUAUCCUCGGCGCCGGGGAACUAGGCCUCUCUGUCCUCGAGGCCCUCACCUCACACCCCAAGCGUCAACGCUAUUCCGUUCUUCUUCGUCAAGCAACUCUUGAUUCCGCUGCUCCUGAGAAGAAGAAACUAGUCCAGCGCAUUCGUGCCCUCAACGCAGGGUUUGAAGCAGCUGAUGUCGUCAACGCGAGCGUUGAAGACCUAGCGUCUAUCUUUGAGAAAUACGAUGUUAUUGUGUCUUGUAAUGGUAUGGGGUUACCGUCUGGAACGCAGCUCAAGCUUUUAGACGCUGUGCUUAAAGCGGGCGUUAAGAGAUUCUUUCCCUGGCAGUUUGGGAUGGACUAUGAUGUUAUUGGGGAGGGCAGCUCGCAGGAUUUAUUCGAUGAGCAGUUAGAGGUCCGGAAGAAACUAAGAGCGCAGAGGGACGUUGAUUGGACGAUUGUGUCAACUGGACUGUUCAUGAGCUUUUUGUUCCUCCCAGACUUUGGGGUCGUUGAUCUCGGGAAUAAGAUCGUCAGAGCACUUGGAAGCUGGGAUAACAGAAUUACCGUCACAACACCUACUGACAUUGGGCGCGUCACAGCGGAUAUAAUCCUCGAUCCACGGGGUAUAUCGCAUCGAGUUGUGUACACAGCGGGAGAUACUAUAUCCUACGGCGAACUGGCAGAUUUACUAGAUGAGCAUUUUGAAACCAAAUUCAAGCGGGAGGUGUGGGAUCUGGAGGAGCUCAAGAGGCAGAUGGAGAUCGAGCCGAGCGUGAUGGUCAAGUAUAGGGAUACGUUUGCGCAGGGCCGUGGGGUUGCGUGGGAUAAGAGUGUGAGUGUCAAUGAGGAGAGGGGGAUUGAGAUGGUUGAUGUGAGGAAGUAUCUCGAGGAAAUGGAUGUCAAGUCAGAUGAGUGAUGGUUGCUCUGAGUUGGAUGAUGAGUGGUGAGUGUUACCCUACGGUUAUGUGAGUGUCUGCUUUGGGCGUUGCACAUUCACCUUGUAUGACCUGUUUGAGGGUGAUGGCGGUUAGGGAAAAUGCAAUAUUGAUCCUGAGCUGAAAUGCAGUCAAUCACAAGAUUUGAAAGCAAUGUCGACAUACAGUGUAAGUGUAAUAUUGAG